Molecule: messenger RNA, 3343 nt
Organism: Boleophthalmus pectinirostris (great blue-spotted mudskipper)
Lineage: Eukaryota; Metazoa; Chordata; Actinopteri; Gobiiformes; Gobiidae
Product: E3 ubiquitin-protein ligase TRIM21
Exons: 10
Coding region: 44-1354 (436 amino acids)
Molecular function (GO): protein binding
Source: RefSeq, a predicted model, not a curated record
CAGAGCUGCACCACCUGCACCUCCAGUGUUGGGACCAAGUGCCAUGGCGCUAAAAGGCAUUCUGAAGUCUGACAGAAGACUCCGUGGGCCGUUGAAUGGCGACGGCUCUGCACACAGCUCCAUUUGUGUGGUCCGGUGGUCACUGCCUGAGGACAGUGCUCCGGCUCACAGCUCCGCUCCAGCGAGCAGAACAAAACAAGGCACCCUCUCCAAGUCUUCACAGAGUCUGGGAGAUCUACGCAGUCUCCAGGAGUGUGUCCAAUUCAUCGAACACUGGAAGGUGCAGGUGGACCAAGUCUGUAAGGGUACACCUGACCCAGGUGAGGGCACCAGUCAAAAAGAAGAGACACCAGAUCAGCGGACAGAGAGAAGUCUGGAGGAGAGCAGGAAGUUGAUCCUGGAGUGGGCUGACGAGCUUUGCCAUGUUGAUAAGUUUUUGAAGGAAAGCCGUAAAGCAGGUGAAGGUCCAGGAAAACAAGAUAAGGAGGUGAACCCGAAAGAGGAAUCUCAGACCAGAAUCAUGGGAUGGGCCAAGGAGCUCCAAGAGGCUACAGAGACUUGUGGUGUUCCCCGUGAAGAGCUGGGCCGCGUUCUUCGGCUCUUGGGCCUCAAAAAGAGACGACUGGGAAACCUGCUUCCACUGCUUGAGUUUAUUACAUGGUCCCUGCUCAGAGAAGACAGCAUGGAAAUGAUCCCUCAGUUGUGGCUGCCAGCAAAGCAAAAGAUCUGGGAAGCUGGAAUACCAAGAUACAUUCCCAAUUCUGUGUGGAUGUGGAUUUGCAGUGCGGCAGCCGAUGUGGUACUCGACCCUCUGACCCACAAUCCCUGGCUGGAAUUGUCAGAUGACCAGCGUACAGUUCAAGAAGCCCAGUCCAUGUCCAACGUCUCUGAAAACGCCCAGCGCUUUGACACGUUACCCUGCGUCUUGGCGUGGGAAGGAUACAGCUACGGACGCCAUUACUGGGAAGUGGACAUAGGCAGCAAGGGCCUGUGGAGAGUGGGACUGACCACAGCCGACUCCAGAAGACAGGGACGGUUCUCCAUGAGUCCGAAAGAGGGAUACUGGGUGCUUUGGCGCAGUUCUAAAAAUUUUUACGCAUGCACCAAACCAGAGACAGAGCUACCGAUCAAACUGGUUCCACGUCGGAUUGGGAUUUAUCUAGACUACAAAGAAGGGCAGAUUUCGUUUUACAAUGCGGAGACCAAAUCACACAUCUACUCUUUUAACAACGGGAGCUUCAACGGAAAGCUGUACCCGCUGUUUGCGCCACUGGAUGGGAAUACCUUCAUGAGAAUUGUACCUCAGAGUCUCAGUAAAAUGGGCAAUUUUCAAGGAUCAUGGGACAGAUUAUGAUCCAAGCUGUAAACCUGUAGUAAAGAAAGAAAGAAAUUAAAGUAAUAUACAUCUAGAAUUACUUUAGCCACAAAUGUUAAAGGGUCCAUAUUACAAUAUUUUCAGAUCUAUGCUGUAAUGUUUCUUCAUCACAAACAUACCUGGAGUUGUAUUUUGUUUCAAUCAAGCUUGUUCAACACACAAAUAUUUAGCUUGAGCUGUCUGUUCCACUUUGUAAUGUCAUGUUUUAAUACUGGAGAUGCUCCACUGUGUGUGUUUUUUUUUUUUUUCAUACACCUUCACUAGAAUUAUUUGGAAAAUUUCAGUCUUUAUAUUGCUAAUCGUUACUGAACAAAAGAUUUUAAAAAGUAGCUGUUAUCUUGAAAACUACAGCUUCAUGACAUCACAAGGUGGAACAGAGCAUUUUGAGCUUGGGAGAUGUAGACAGGCUAAUUAUAGUGGAUUACUCAAACAUGUGAAUGAAACAAAACACAACUCUAGGUAUGUUUUUGAGGAGAUAACAACAUUAUAACAUGGCUAAAAGCUCUUAAGAACCAAUUUUGUGUAAUAUAGGACCUUUGAGUGGCACCUUUAAUAAUGUAACGCUGGCAAGUAACAGAUAAGAUCAAACUGCUCAGUGUAAUAUGUGAACAGACUUUUUGAAGUAAAUGCCACAAUUAUGUAAAUGUGGUAAAACAUGAGAAAGCUCUGGACAUCCAUAGGCCUGUCACGAUACAAAAUUUUGAAGCACGAUAUAUUGCUGAAGUAAAAAUAGCUGAUUAAUUGUUAAAUCAUAUUGAAAAACAUUUAUAACUCUGGCACAAGAACCCAAGAGCAGAUUUAAGCUACAGAAAAUAUUCUAAAUCUAUAAUACUGGUAAAAACAUGAGCUGCAACCUUCAAUCUGUGGUUCAAAUUUAAUCAUGAGGCAAAAAAAAAAAACCCUGAAACCUAAAAUAAAUAAUGCUCCAUCUUUCAUAUAUUGAACAAUAAAUGGGUAUAGUAAUUAUCGUGACAGACCUAGGCUAUAUAUUCUCUUAGUUGGUUAAUGCAUGUACGCACUUUUACAAACUUUGUAUUUAAUAUUUAGACUAAAAUAUUGUAUGUAACCUAUAGUAAAUAUAUAUUGUAAUAACUAGAGAUGUUAUUUAAUAGUGAGUUAAGUGACGGGCAGUGUAGCCUAUGCGUCACUUAAUUCUAUUUUAGUUGUAACUAAUAAAAAGCUGUUUCUGCCUGUGCUUCUGAUUGUAGCAUGUGACUGCUAUAGUAGAAAAUAAAGGAGCAAAUAGAUGUUGUCUUGUAUUUGUCUUUUACAUAUUGGUAAAUACAGCUGUGCUAUACAUUGUUGGAAAAGUGUUAUUUUUCUACAAAACAAAUGCUGAGUUCAAAUGCAAUGCUCUGUUAAUCCCAAAGUAAACAAACUGAAAACACGUACAUUCUACCCCUUUGUCUGUUUCUGUUGAUCCAAAACAGACUCAUUCAGUCUUUUUGAGUCAAAAGCCAAAGUAUGUCCAAAGUCCCAAAUGUAUUGAUUGGACCUGUACUGAAAAAAAAAUUAUACUCACCAUGUUACAAAAUUUGUAAUAAAUUCAGAUUCAGUUUAGUCUUGCCUCAGUGAGUGUUUCUUUUUACAAAAUAAUAUCCUACUAAUAAUAUUUUUAUAUAAUGAUUUAUUAUUUAGUUAUUUAUAUUUAUUAUUUAUAUAUAUUUAAAAAAAACAAAAAACAAAAACAGUAGCAACAGAAUUUAUUUUCUUCUUUAGGCCUAUCACUAUUUUUUAGCCCCCCCUAGUGUUUGCAUUACCAGCUGACACUUAUAUUUAUGUUAUCUUAAUUUCUGUUGUUUCUGUUUUGUUUUUGUUUUGUUUGUUAUUUGCAUAUUUCUGUAUUCUUGUAUUAUUUAAAAUACUUUUUGAUAUCUUCAUAUUAUAUGUUGGUCAUUUGUUUGUCUAAUUUUCUGUUCUUUAUGUCUUUUUGUUGUUAUAUUUUUGUUGUUGUUGAUUCAGAGUGCA